GACAAAGGGCCACACCGAGCAGAAGCGCACAGCCUCUGCUCCUAGCCCUUGAGGGGUGUCGCCCCAGUUUCUGGCCUCCAGUCCGCUGGCAAAUGGUCACAAGCUGCUGCUGAGCCCCUCUGUGGGGUUUCUCAGCCCGGACCUGUUGGCUGACUUAGGAGCUCCAUGGAGACUUGGCGGAAAGGCUCCUUCCGCAAUGCCUCCUUCUUCAAGAGAAUAACCCUGGGGCGGCCGCGUCGACUGCAGCGACAGGGCAGCACACUCAGCCAGGCCAGCACUGCUGGUGGUGACCAUGAGGAGUACAGCAACAGAGAAGUCAUCCGGGAACUUCGAGGGAGGCCAGAUGGCCGGCGUCUGCCCUUGUGGGGGGAUGAGCAGCCCCGAGCCACUCUGCUGGCCCCACCCAAGCCCCCACGUCUCUACCGAGAGAGCUCCAGUUGCCCCAAUAUUCUGGAGCCCCCAGCAACCUACACUGCCGCCUACUCGGCCACCCUGCCUUCAGCCAUCUCCCUGACAGGCCCUCUCCACCAAUGCUCACAAGAGGACCUUUUGGAUACUCCCCAUUUCCCGAGGACACCUAAUCCGGACCUCAAUGACCCUUUCUUUUCCUUCAAAGUGGACCUGGGGAUUUCACUUCUGGAGGAAGUUCUUCAGAUGCUGAAAGAGCAGUUUCCUAGUGAGCCCCACUUCUGACCCCGGUGAGGGCAGAGAGAACUGGGGUGACUGGAGCCUAGGCAGGUAAAGUGUGGAUUAUGGAGCAGGCAGAGACAUAAACCACAGUGCAGCCGCCCGACUGCUGAGCAAUCCUCAAGGCACCCGCAGUGAAGGACAGAAGCCAGCUGGGAAAGAAUGGGGGUCACUCUCUGGAAGGAGCCCUGAAGGAGGCUGGAAAGUCAGGAAAAGGAAGCCACACCUGCAACCACAGGAACUGGUCAGAGGUCAGGAGAGAGACAGGGUGGCACAGGGCGAGGCAGGAAGUAGGACUCAGACUGGGCAGGACACACAGUGCUCUGCACCAGCCUCCAGAACCACUGUCAACAGAGAAAUCAUAGGCUACAUCUAGGAGGAAGCAGCCUGAGAUUUAGAGGAAGGCCGGAGAGAGCAGAGCAGAGGUAGAAAAGCCACCCCUCACUUCCUUUGAUUUUUUUUUUUUUUUUUUUUUAAUUUUUGAGACAGGGUUUCUCCGUAGCUUUUGGUUCCUGUCCUGGAACUAGCUCUUGUAGACCAGGCUGGCCUCGAACUCACAAAGAUCCGCCUGCCUCUGCCUCCCGAGUGCUGGGAUUAAAGGCGUGCGCCACCACUGCCCGGCCCUAUGCUUGUUUAAUUGAAGUAAAAGCAAACCGAAAGUUCGGUUCCAGAGGCUGGAGAAAUGGCUCGGUGGAUAAAGAGUUUGUAUGCAGGCAGGAAGGCCUGAGUUCAGACCUCCAGUACCCACAUGAAAAAAGCCGGGCAGGUGUGACAGCCUGCCUGGAAUUCCCGCGUUCAGGAUGCAGGCACCAGGAGUCCCGGGGGCAGGCUGGCUGGCUAGACUAGUCAGAUUGGCAGACUCCAGGCCCACGCACACACACGCACACACACACUCAAACAUACACUUUACAGACACAAACACAAAUCCGUUCCUUUUCACCUUAGCCAAUGUUUGCUUGUUUUUGAGACAAGGUCUCUUCCAUAGUACGGGUGGCCUUAAGCUUGAUGCUCCUGGGACUGCAGGCAUGUGCCACCACACCCCGCUGUUUAGACCACACUGGGACCCAAACCCUGAGCUUCACGCAUGCCAAGCAAGUACUCUACCAAAACGAGCCACAUGCCAGCCCUCUAGCCACAUUUUAAAGAUGUUUUUAAAAAUUAUUUUUAAUUGUGUGUGUGUGUGUGUGUGCAUGCACACACGUAUACACAGGUGCCUGCAGAGGCCAAAAGUGUGAGAUACCCCUGGAGCCAGUUACAGGCAGUUGUGAGCCGCUUGAUAUGGUUGCUAGGAAUUGAUUCAGGUCCUCUGGAAGAAUAGUGUCUGUUCUGAAUUGAUGAGCCAUCUUUCCAGCCUAUCUAGCCAUAUUUUAAAUCAACAGCCACACCUGAUUCAUGCUACCAUACUGGACGACAGUAUGACAUUGUUAGACCGAAGUCCACCAUAUGGUGCUGGCCAGACACUAGUGCGGAAACAUCAGAAGCUUGGCUAAGGAAAGGAAGAUGCCGCCCGGGGCACAAAUGCAGGAGGGGCUGACAGAGCAGGAGAGGCAGGUGGAGGAAAAGGCAGGCGAAUGCCCAACAAUCAUUACCAAAACAGAGUGUGAGACUCGAGCUGCUCACAGACCCUAAGCGAUCCUGUGAGGAGUGUUCUGGGAACUCCCAGUGUUAUGUAUGGAGCCUCUGGGAAAGGCUGUGCAGACAGCAGCCUUCCUUCCCAGCAGAGGGAUGACUUGAUCAGGGAAAGAACAAUGCACCAAGCGGCUCCAGAAUCCUCCACCAGGCGGGGAGUUCUGCCUUGCCCCAAACAGGCCAAGGCUGCACCUGUUGUUACCACCCCAGUCUGUGGCUCGGCCACAUCUGAAUCCAGAACUCAGAAGUGCAGGACACGUGGGUCUGGCCCCAGGCUACUCCGACUGUGAAAGAAGAGUAGAGGGAAGGCUGACACACCCUGUGACGUCUCUCCUGCGCCUGUGCGGAGGUGCCCAGCUGGGGGCUCUGGAUACAGAGGCAGUGAAUAAAGGUUUUCUAAUGCAGCCUACAGAGAGUGACCUGGAUGUGGAAGGCUGAAACUGAAUGGUGGAGGAGCAAGGCUUCUUUUAAGUCAAGAUCCUGAGCUGGCCUAGACCACUUCAUGUCCCUCCUCUACCCUGGGUUUGGGACACUGUGGUGGUGCGAAUGAGAAUGGCCCCAAAGACUCAUGUGUUUGAAUGCUUGGUGCCCAGCUGGUGGAACUGUUUGGGGAGAAUUAGCAGGUGUGGUGGUCUUGGAGGCGGGGUGUCCUGGGGGUGGGCUUUGAGGCUUCAAAAGCCCAUGUCAUUCCCAGUUAGUUCUCUCUCUGCCUUGUGGUGGUUACCUCAGCAUAUAAGCUUGUAGCUACUGCUCCAGCAUCCUGCCUACUGCCAUACCCUACCCUAAUGGCCAUGGGCUCUAUAACCUCUGGAGCCAUGAGACCCCCCACUUAAAGUAAAUGCUUUCCUUUAUAAGUUGCCUUGGUUAUGGUGACAAAACUGUCAUGGUAGUAGAAAAGUAACUAAGACAGGCACACUCCCCAGAACUCCCAACCUCUCAGGCAGGGACAGGCACAGGUAGCCAGACAGAGACCCUGAUAACUCUGGGAGGCUGUGGACAUGCCAACAGGUACCUUCAGAGAAGAGAAGACCAGAAACUCCCACCCCCAAAGUACUUAUUUCUCCAGCACAAGUGACCAGGAGUCUAUGCCCCAACCUCUGCAGUCAGGCUGAAAAACUGGGCCAUCAAAGACAGAGGGAGCACUAGCCUCUGUGGAGUUGGGAGGACUGACACAGAGUGAACACUAGCCUCUGUGGAGUUGGGAGGACUGACACAGAGUGAACACUAGCCUCUGUGGAGUCGGGAGGACUGAGACAGUGCACACUAGCCUCUGUGGAGUCGGGAGGACGGAGACAGUGAGCACUAGCCUCUGUGGAGUCGGGAGGACGGAGACAGUGAACACUAGCCUCUGUGGAGUCGGGAGGACUGAGACAGUGCACACUAGCCUCUGUGGAGUCGGGAGGACUGGGACAGUGAACACUAGCCUCUGUGGAGUCGGGAGGACGGAGACAGUGAGCACUAGCCUCUGUGGAGUCGGGAGGACUGAGAAAGCACUAGCCUCUGUGGAGUCGGGAGGACAGAGACAGUGAGCACUAGCCUCUGUGGAGUCAGGAGGACUGAGACAGUGAACACUAGCCUCUAUGGAGUCAGGAGGACGGAGACAGUGAACACUAGCCUCUGUGGAGUUGGGAGGACGGAGACAGUGAACACUAGCCUCUAUGGAGUCGGGAGGACGGAGACAGUGAACACUAGCCUCUGUGGAGUUGGGAGGACGGAGACAGUGAACACUAGCCUCUAUGGAGUCGGGAGAACUGAGACAGUGAACACUAGCCUCUGUGGAGUCGGGAGGACUGAGACAGUGAGCACUAGCCUCUGUGGAGUCGGGAGGACUCAGAGGCAGCUAGAAGGAGCACAAGUGGCCACAAGCGGAGCAGCAGAUACAGCACUGCAGGUUCAACACAGGGUGGGAUGCUCUCUCUAGAGGAGACGAGCUCAUAGCAUCUGUUCUAGUCACCUGCCUGCUGGCCUCUUCAUCCAGCACAGGAUUGGCUGACCUCCAAAUCCAAUGAGAGCUCCAACAGGAGACACACAUGGGCCAACUUUUUUCUUUUCUUUUUCUCUUUUCUUUUUGCUUUUUCAAGACAGGGACUCUCUGUGUAGCCCUGGCUAUUCUAGAGCUCACUCUGUAGACCACGCUGGCCUUGAACUCAGAGAUCCAGCUGCCUCCCCUCCCGAGUGCUGGGACUAAAGGUGUGCGCCACCAGUCUGACAUGCGUGCUUCAGUGGUAGCAGGACCCUGGGUUUGAUACAUUGCCAGAAAAAAAUAAAAAUAGAAAAGAAAAAAAUACCAGGUUGUGGUGCAUGCCUUUAAUCUCAGCACUUGGGAUGCAGAGUCAAGUGUCUCUCUGAGUCUGAUGCCAGCCUGAUCUACAGAAUGAGUUCCAGGACAG
Molecule: messenger RNA, 4706 nt
Organism: Chionomys nivalis (European snow vole)
Lineage: Eukaryota; Metazoa; Chordata; Mammalia; Rodentia; Cricetidae
Gene: C9H15orf62
Product: chromosome 9 C15orf62 homolog
Exons: 1
Coding region: 166-693 (175 amino acids)
Source: RefSeq, a predicted model, not a curated record